Molecule: messenger RNA, 1523 nt
Organism: Myxocyprinus asiaticus (Chinese sucker)
Lineage: Eukaryota; Metazoa; Chordata; Actinopteri; Cypriniformes; Catostomidae
Product: single-stranded DNA cytosine deaminase-like
Exons: 5
Coding region: 715-1347 (210 amino acids)
Biological process (GO): cytidine to uridine editing
Cellular component (GO): cytoplasm; nucleus
Molecular function (GO): zinc ion binding; cytidine deaminase activity; RNA binding
Source: RefSeq, a predicted model, not a curated record
AAAGGGUGAGGAUGGAGAAAAUCUGAGCAAGAGAGAGAAGGUAUGGGAGUGUUUGGAUGUUUUUUUUUUUUUUUUUUAUGUGUGGGGAAAAUGAAGUGGAGGGUGCAAGAGAUCUGGAAAUUUCCAAUUCGCUUUGGUUACACUGUUGGCAGGAUUUUCUGACGCACAUUCUGGAGUAAAAAGUUUACAAAACACGUCAACACUCAAGAGACUAAUAUGUGGUUAGGACAAGGUCAAAUGCUAUUUUAUAAACAUGGAGCAAAAAAUUAACAGUUUCUAAACAGACAAUAAAUCCAUCCAUGAUGCCAUCCAACUGACUGUAAAUUCAGUUCUGACCUAUGUAACUGUCUGUGUAGUUAUCUUGUAUCAAAUUUAACAAUGUAACAGAUAUGGCAGAAUAUACCUAUACACUAUAUGGCAGGGUUCAAUAAUAUUAUAGAAGUGACACACUGUCUUUUGUUUCUGUGACUCUUUUACAUAUCUCUUUAAAUAUCACUUACUAAUUAUACAGAUUAUUCAGCCGUGUUGCUGUUUAAAUGCACUUCAGCCCUCCAAAAUAGGUUUGAAAACCAUUUUCACCCAAUCAGGGACCCUCUUUCUUACAGCUAUAUGAGUAUGUCAUACGUUUUCUAUACCUCCCUCUUCCUCAACCCAUUUUUAAACUCUCACUCAUUUUUGCAUGACUGAAUGAGUUAGCAAGUUUCGUCUUUCGGAAUGAUCAGCAAGCUGGACAGUGUCCUGCUGACCCAGAAGAAAUUUAUCUUCCAUUAUAAGAAUGUGCGCUGGGCUUUUGGGAGAAACGAGACUUACCUUUGUUUUGUGGUGAAGAGACGCACCGGCCCUGACUCACUCUCUUUUGACUUUGGACACUUGCGCAAUCGCUCUGGCUGCCAUGUAGAGCUGCUCUUCCUGCGGUAUUUGGGGGUGCUGUGUCCAGGCCUGUGGGGUUCUAGCGUGGAUGGUGUGAGAAUGUGUUACUCAGUGACCUGGUUCUGCUCCUGGUCGCCCUGCUUUAAAUGCGCCCAACAACUUGCACACUUCCUGUCACAGACACCCAACCUUCGGCUGAGAAUCUUUGUGUCACGUCUUUAUUUCUGUGAUGAAGAGGACAGCCAGGAGAGGGAAGGACUGCGACACCUGUGGAGGGCAGGAGUGCAAAUCUCUGUUAUGACCUAUAAAGACUAUUUCUACUGCUGGCAAACAUUUGUUGCACGGAGGGAGAGGAGUUUUAAAGCCUGGGAUGACCUUCAUCAAAACUCAGUGAGACUGGUUCGAAAACUCAAUCGGAUCCUACAGCCCUGCGAGACUGAUGAUCUGAGGGACAGUUUAGCUCUCCUUGGGCUGUGACCACAAGUAUGAGGUUCCCAAAUCAAUGAACACUGAAAAAUGAACAGAGUAGUAUGAAGAAAUGGUGCUGUCUGACCUGAGACUUGAACCUAUUGACUCGAAUUUGAGUUAAUACUGAUAUUGUAUUGUAUAGCAUUAAUGUGAUUAUGUUGGAUGUCACUUGAAAUCAAAUAAAA